AUGGGCCGGCUGACAUCCUAUUUUAUAGUUGGUGGUAAUGCGGUGUCGGCAUUUCUUUCCUGGAGACUCCAGGCCACGCAUUCCUGUGAUGUGACGCUGGUGUGGAAGUCCAGCUUCGAGACCGUCCAGCAGUACGGCAUCUCCUUUAAAUCGAAGGCAUUCGGUAACGAACGCUUCAAACCUCGACACGUUGUCCGUACGCCAGAAGAAGGUGCUGCCAUAUCGUCGUCGUUUGAUUAUGUGAUUCUUUGCGUGAAAGCUUUGCCAGAUAUCUACGAUCUCGCCGGCGUGAUCGAAUCGGUCGUUACCCCCCAACACACAUGCAUACUGGUCAAUACCACUAGCACAAUAGGUGUCGAGGCCCAUCUGGAGCAGAGAUUCCCGAAGAAUGUUGUCCUUUCCCUUGUGUCUGCAGUAGAUAUUGUCCAGACCGGUGCUAGCGAGUUUGAACACACCUCUUCAACCGACUUGUGGGUUGGCCCGGCCUCAAAAAACGCGAUGAUCCCAACUGCUAUCCAGAACGAUAUGGCUGCUGCGCUGGCAAUAACCCUCGGCACCGCUCAGGUGAAUUGCAAAGUAUCAGAAAAUAUACUCCAGCAGCAGUAUGAUCGUAUGAUUGGACCCAUUGCUUUCCACCCUAUCAGUGUACUUUUCGAAACCCCAAACCAUAGCCAGCUCCUAGAAAAGGUUGGGGUACGUCAAAUGGUUUCGGAUGUCCUUGAUGAGUUGAUCGCACUUGCAAAGUCGCAAGGAUGCACCUUUGCCGAUGACUUCAAAGAAAAAACCAUCCAGUCAAUGGUUGCCUCGACCGAUUCAAGCAUCAUGUACCAGGACUUCCAGGCCCGGCGGCCCAUGGAAAUCGAAACCUACCUUGGAGCCCCAGUCAAGAUGGCCACUGAUAAUGGCGUGAAGAUUCCUCGCAUUGAAACAUUGUACGCAAUGCUACAUCAUAUUAACAUCACCAACCAAAACCGUCAACCCGUGACCGAACCAUCUUCACCCGUAAUGUCACUUCCCCCUCGAAUAUCGUCUGCCCCUUCAAGACCGCCGGCGAACGGUGUCCCUCGUGGUGGUGGGAACUUCCGUGGUCAACCACCACCUCCACGUCGUGGCCCAUCCUCCUUGGCCAACAAUCCAAGACCACUGCCUCCUCAGGCAAAUGGCCAUGGCCCUCGUGGUCCCAAGCAGGGCCUACCUCGUGACCUGUCGUACGAAGACCCAGCUCUCGAUGAAUUCAGCCACCUUGUGCUUUAUGAAGAUGGCCAGGACGAUAACCAGUCCCAGCACGGCGGUUACAACGGCCAUAUGAACGGGGGACCAUCGCCCAGUGAGUUGGCGCUAAAGGAGCGGGAGCUAAUGCUUCGCCAACGAGAGAUUGCCAUACGGGAGCAGGAGAUGCAAAUGAGGCGUCGUGGAGGUGGCGGGAGGGCCCCGUCCACUAGAGGUGGCUUCGACGAUGACGACGAAGAAGGUUGUGACCUUCCUGACCACCGCAGCCCGUCUAUCCCUCAGAUUGAUCCAGAUAACUUUGACAUGAUGAGCGUAACCUCUCGACGAAAUAGGAAAACUCCAACCGCCCCUGCCAAGGAAUUCCGCAAGAACCCCGAAAUGAACAGCUCUCGCCCUCCGUCCGUUUUCAGCAGACAUUUUGGUGCGGGAAGACAUCGUGCUAGUUCAAGAAUAAUGGAAGAGAUACCAGGGGUACAUGAUUCACUGCUGGACAACCCUAUGAUGAGCUACUCAUCCAACCGAUACGGUAACGUCGACAGAAGAGAGAUGCACAACGAAUCCAGAGCGAAUUCGUUGACUGCCUCGAGAAUGGGCGAGAUGGGACAUGGCCCUUACCCACCAAGCAGAAGGACCAGCCAGUCCCCGGGCAAUCCUCCCCACCCAAACGGCCGGAUGGGUCGGCCAAACACAGGCCACGAAGGCGGCCAGAUGCCCGCACCAAAUGGAAUGGGACACAGUGGGAGGCCAUCACCCCCAGGGAUGAUGAAAGCUCCAGUACCAAGGCACCCGCCUGGUCAAGGUAAUGCUAUAAUGCCGCAUCAGGUCGAGCAACAUGUCGGGGUGAGCAACCAUCCGUACCCCCCCAAAGGUCCUUCAAAAGUUCGAAGUCUGACGGGCAGUGCGAGUGCCAGCGCGGAGAGUGGUGAUAGUGGUGCUAGUGCACAUAUCGACUCAGAAAAUUCAGCGUACAGCAGCCAGAGCAGUCUUGAUCCCGUCCACCGUGGACAUGCAGUUCGAUAA
Nannizzia gypsea CBS 118893 is the source of this 2250-nucleotide messenger RNA. RefSeq names its product meiotically up-regulated 72 protein. The record is from RefSeq and is a predicted model, not a curated record. Lineage: Eukaryota; Fungi; Ascomycota; Eurotiomycetes; Onygenales; Arthrodermataceae. The transcript is spliced from 4 exons. Bases 1 to 2250 code for a protein of 749 amino acids. Gene Ontology annotation, cellular component: cytoplasm. Gene Ontology annotation, molecular function: oxidoreductase activity.